Messenger RNA from Pangasianodon hypophthalmus (striped catfish), 8374 nucleotides. It is a transcript of the gene znf687a, whose product is annotated as zinc finger protein 687a. Lineage: Eukaryota; Metazoa; Chordata; Actinopteri; Siluriformes; Pangasiidae. The record is from RefSeq and is a predicted model, not a curated record. The transcript has 11 exons. Bases 177 to 4001 code for a protein of 1274 amino acids.
UAUUUUUCCGUUUAUGUAUUAAAAAGAUAAGAGGUUGCUCGGUUGUUGUGAGCGCUGCAGCUGAGUGAAAGCCCGCUGCUGCGCGCUGAUGACGCGGGUGGGAUGCGCCGCCCUGGCUGCCAGAAGCCAGGAACAGUUAGGAGCAGCUCGAGCAGGCAUCUGUUGGUCAGACAGGAAUGGGUGACAUGAAGACCCCAGAUUUUGAUGACCUGUUGGCAGCAUUUGAUAUUCCAGAUAUUGAUGCUAAAGAAGCAAUUCAGUCUGAGUCAGGGGAUCCUGAUGCGAAUCACAGCGAAUCCGGUGGCAGUGGUACCAAAGAGAGAAUCGGUGGUUCAAAUCAAAGGCCUAUCGGACCCUCAGAAGUCCGUGAAACUUCUCAUGACCCGUCUGUAGUUAGUGUUAUUGUAAAGAACAGCAUAUGUGCUGAUGUAUUUGAAAACAGGAGAGAUGAGGAAGAAAACACAGAGAGGCAAGUAAGUGAUGUUCUGGAUGAAGCUGACAGAAGUAGGGCUGGGGGCCAGCUGUCUCCCCAGGUUGCACACAGCCUGAUGCCAAUGGACCCGCUCAUCCAUAAUGGAUUCAAGGCUGUUUCAGGAGAAGUUGUUGAACACUCCCUGCUCUCCAGUCAGUCACAAAUGCAACCAAAAAGCCAUCUGUGGUCCCCUUGUUCUCCUAAAAUAGCCAGGGAAGGUGAUGAGAGCAACCAGGGUGAUGGUCCUUCCAAUCCCUCUGCCAACUUUUCCCCUCACAUGCCUUUACCUGCGUCUGCUUCUUCCAUCUCUUGCACAAAUUUCAUCAGCCUGCCGCCUUCCAAAGUUGAUGAAGAUGACAUAGAACAUCCUGCAUCUGCCUUCACUCCUCAAACUCAGCCUGUAAACAGCAGCUCAAGGACCGAGAUUAAUCAAGCAUUAUCUGAAGACGAAGAAUCAGAACCAGACCUUGGAAGCCCUCCGCUAAUGAUUCAGGAGAGUCCAGACAUACAGAUGUCUUCGCCUCUCAGGUUUCCAGGCAGACAUGGGUCAUCCGGCGAGCUUCAGCCUCCUCCUCCUUCCUCUCCUUCAUUGCCUAUAAGUAACACUCAAACUGGAGAGACCACUUCUGUUUCUCCACACCAAACUCCCUUGGUGUCCCAUCAGACACCACCACAGAGCAACAACACCCUCGAAAAGACACACCCAUCCAUACCAGAGGUAUACCCAGAGCACAUUAUUGAGGAAAGAGACUCUCCCGAGAGCCCUGAGCCGGAAAUGCCAGCAUGUCCACAGUGGAAAAGCUUAUCAUCAACCCCUGCACAGGAGCUAGAAGAGAAAGAAACUGUGCAGGACAAAAUCUUGGAGGAUCUUGAUAAGGAGGAGCCAAUGGAGAAUGCGAGGAAUGGACAGGAGCACAGUAAAUCGGACAGUGAAAAAGUUGAGAAAGAAAACAUGGUAGAACCAGAAGAAGAGGAACCCUCAGUCCUAGUCUCAGUUGCAUCUGUCGAAAACAGAUCAGGCUCCUCUGCAGUACCAUCCAGACCUCUUAAAGUUAGAAUCAAGACAGUAAAAACCCCCACAGGCAACAUCACACGCACCGUUACCAGAGUAGCUGCUAAAGGAGCUGCAGUCAGCAUCUCCAAGGGCCCUGAUGGGUCUAAAAUACCGAUAGGAGGUCGUAAGGGGGUCAGCAGGCCUAAGAGACCUGCAGCAGCCAUGUCGGGUCAGCCUCAGGACUCAAAGACUACAGUGCUUCCAGUGUCAACCUUACAGGAUGCAAGCUCAGCCAUGCUGUUUGCAGCCAGCAAGGCACAGAAAGUGGCCUCUAGUGUCACAAAGACAUCAACUUCACCAUCUGUUUCAUCUUCAUCCCCAUCCUCCUCUGCCAUCAGUAUUUGCUCGAUUGGUCAGAAAACAGUUGCUGUACCUUCCACUAAGCCGGCAUCCAUUGUAAACAGCCCCGGAGCUGUGAUCUCCCGCAGCCAGUCGAGCCUGGUGGAGACCUUCAACAAGAUUCUCAACAGUAAGAACCCGCUGCCCAGCUACCAGCCAGACCUCUCCAUCCUGCCUCGUCCCGAGUGGGGCCUUGGCGUGCCUGCUUCAGGGUACCGCUGCCUGGAGUGUGGGGAUGCAUUUGCUUUGGAGCGCAGCCUGGCGCGCCACUAUGAUCGGCGCUCCUUGCGCAUCGAGGUGACAUGUAACCUCUGCACGAAGCGGCUGGCCUUCUUUAACAAGUGCAGCCUGCUAUUGCACGCCCGUGAGCACAAGGAGAAAGGAUUGGUCAUGCAGUGCUCACACCUUGUCAUGAGACCUGUCAGUGUGGAACAGAUGAUUGGUCAACAGGAUACUGUGCCCAUAGGUGUGCUUUCUCCAUCUCUGCUGGCCACUGCUUCCAUGACUGGGUCCUUUGAUAAUUGGUGCCCAGAGUGUAAGAAUUCAUUUGGCUCAAAAGAAAAACUAGCUGCACACUUCCAGGAAUCAGAUCCGGGGGGAAUAGACACAUGCUGUAUGCAGUGCUCUCCUCCAAUGCCUCUGUGGAAUGCCUGCAGUGCUGCUGCACACCAGCGACUCCAUCAGAAGCUCCACCCUCUCGUCUGCCCCGAAUGCGGACUCGUCUGCCUGGCACACAGUCUUAACACGCACGUGCGCCGAGCCUGCCUACAUUACACACGUCAGCUGGGAUACAGGUGUCCCUGUUGUCAGCUGGUGUUUGGAGGUGUGAAUAGUCUGAAUGCAGUAAAGAAUCACAUGCACACAGCUCAUUCUGAAGUCUUCCAUAAAUGCCCCUCGUGCCCCAUGGCCUUCAAAUCUGCUUCCAGUGCUGACACUCACUGUAGCACCCAGCACCCUCAGCUCUCAGAGAAAACCAAGCAAUCCAAGGAGAUAUAUAAAUGUGUGAUGUGUCGGACCGUUUUUACCCAAAAAGCCCUGCUCAACGUCCAUUUUGACACUCAUCUAGUGACGCAAAAGGUUAAUGUGUUUAAAUGUCCAGAUUGCCACAAGCUGUUUACACAGAGGAUGUCCCUCCUGGAACAUGUGAAGGCUUCACACAGGAAGUCAGCAGCUUAUCUGACUCAGAAGGGCUCAGUCAAGAUGGAGAGCUCAGAUGGGGAAGAGUGGAGAAAAGAGGAAGAUGAGGAUGGAGAGGGAUACCCAGGAGAGAAAGAGAGAUCAACUGCUCCCAACUUUCAGAGCUGGAGCUGCUCAGAGUGUCAGAUGAACUACACAGACAAAGAGAGCUACAUCACCCACAUGGCCAAGCAGCACAGAAAGGAGCUGAAGCGGUUCCCUUGCACUCUGUGUGAAGGCUCCUUCUCUUCCUCUUCAAGUUUGAGACGCCACUUCCGGGUCAAACACAAAGGCGUCAAGAGGUCUUUCUACUGCCAGUUAUGCACUGGGAGCAAAAAGAGUUUUAGCAGUAAGCUGGUCCUAGAAAAACAUAUGCAAAUUCAUCAUGGAGGACAAAGAGCAGCAAACAGUCAAAGACAGGUGAGUUCACGAUUCACUGACGCUGCAGAUAGCUCCUCCGAACAAGAUGGAGCCCUCACCACUGCGACUGCAGAAGAAAACAAUAACACGGAUCAUUUCAGCUUGGCUCGAAAAAGCAGAGGAGGAUCUGCUCAGGAGCAGGACACUGAGGCUUUCCGUUGCAUGCCAUGCGGUUUCGUUUCUGAAGACAAGGAGGAGUUUCUACGCCAUAUCCAGAGUCACCGUGGUGAAGGGGGCAAGGGUGUGCAGUGUCAGCAGUGUGGGGCGUGCUUUGCAUCGGGCUCCUCCCUUGCCCGCCAUCGCUUCAUCACUCAUCGAGUACGAGAUGGAGACGGAGAUGAGCGGCGUGAGAAUACGUUCCAUGACGCUGCGGAGGGGGCGGAGUCUCCAGGGUCACCGACUCUAGCAGAGGAAGGGGAUGGCAAGCUUAGCUGCAAAGUGUGUGGACGUCACUUCAGCAAAGCUGCUGACCUUAACACACAUUUCCGCACUCAUGGCAUGGCUUUCAUCAACGCCUACAAAGCCGAGAAGCCAGCCUGAGAAAGAGGAAGCAGUAAAUAAAGCUGAUAAUGCUGAAUGAAGCUUCAGUUGAAAAUGUGAAGUCCUGCUGAGCUGUGUUUAAACUGUACACUCAUCUUAUAUGCCUUAAUCACUCUGCAUCUGCAUUCAAAAUAACAAUGUGGAUUGGAUAUGUAUUAACCCUCCUUGAACUUUUCCACAGUUUGUAGUGUUACAACCUAAAAAUUGGACUUAAUUGGGAUAAUAUUUUAUGAAUGUUAGAAUACAUGUGGAUAAAGGGUUUCUAGUUUGAUGAGGGCAUAAUUUCUUCUUUUUUUUUGCCUUGGCAUGAAGUGCUUUGUUUGGUGGAAAUUCAACACUGCUGAUCAACCUGAGAACCUGACAGUGAAGAGCGAUGGUGGUAGCAUCAUGUUGAAAAGUACUCUUGACCUCUUGGUUGCUUUUCUGAGUAAUGCCCCCUUACCCAGUCACUGACAUUCCUUCCAUUAUUAAUAAUGCAUUUACAUAUAUAUAUAUAUAUAUAUAUAUAUAUAUAUAUAUAUAUAUAUAUAUAUACGUACACACACACACACACACACACACACACACAUACACAGACAGAGUGGGUCCAAAAGUCUGAGACCACUAGUGCUUUUAUUUUGCAUUCUUUUCUAAUUUAAUACAAUAAUUUUCAUUACAAAUUAUAUUAUUGACAACAACUUGAGUGAAAAAUAGAUUCUCUGAAAUAUUUACAUGAAUUUCAGAGUUUUUUAGUAUUUGGUAUGACUCCUUUUUGAUUUAAUGGCAGUGUGCGCUUCAGCUGGCAUGGACUCCACAGAACCUUAUGAUCCAUUAUAGAUCAAAUCCAUCAGAGUGUUGUCUGAACACAUGCUUCAGUAGCAGAGAUUAGGCAUGAGGAAAAUCUGACCUUUAUACAAAGCAGUUAACAUGGGCAAUAUCACAAAUUUGCUUACAUUUAAUUAGAGACCUAGAAAUAGUGCAGAAUCUUGAAUAUUAAAUAUUCAAGAUACUGAACAUUUACUUUCUUUGUUUUAAAUAUUUCAAAAUUCUAAAACCUUCUGUUUAUUUCCAGUUAAAAAAAAAUCUCCGAUUUUCAAUGUGGUCUCAGACCUAUGGACCGACUGUAUAUAGUCCCUCUGAAAGUAUUGGAAUGGCAUGACUAAUUCUUUUGUUUUUGCCUAGCUGUAUUCAACAACUUGGAACACGGCACCUUUUUGUUUGACCCCACUCACUUUUUUAAGUGAGCAAAAAUAUUGGAACACGUGACAGAUGUAUAUCACACAAACACCGAUCAGCUAUAACAUUAAAACCACUAACAGAUGAAGUGAAUAACACUGAUCAUUGAUUAUCUCGUUACAAUGAUGUUGAUGUGUUGGAAGAAGGAAAAAUGAGCAAGCGUAAGGAUCUGAGUGACUCUGACAAUAGCCAAAUUGUGAUGGCUAGACAACUGGGUUAGAGCAUCUCCAAAACGGCAGCUCUUGUGGGGUGUUUGCAGUAUGCAGUGGUUAUUACCUACCUGAAGUGGUCCGAGGAAGGACAACCAGUGAGCCGGUGACAGGGUCCUGGGCACCCAAGGCUCACUGAUGUACAUGGGGAGCGAAGGCCAGCCUAUCUGGUCUGAUAGCCACAGACCAGGCAAAGUGCCCAUGCUGACUUCUGUCCACCACCAAAAGAACAUACAAUGGGCACGUGAGCAUCAGAACUGGACCAUGGAGCAAUGGAAGAAGGUGGCCUGGUCUGAUGAACCACGUUUUCUUCUACAUUAUGUGGACGGCCGGGUGCAUAUAUGUCGCUUACCUGGGGAAGAGAUGGCACCAGGAUGCACUAUGGGAAGAAGACAAGUCGGCAGAGGUAGUGUGCUGGUCCGUUCAAUGUUCUGCUGGGAAACCUUGGGGCCUGGCAUUCAUGUGGAUGUUACUUUGAUAUGUACCACCUACCUAAACAUUGUUGCAGAACAAGUACACCCCUUCUCAAAAGAUCUCAAUCCGAUCGAGCAUCUGUGGGAUGUGCUGGGCAAACAAAUCCGAUCCAUGGAGGCUCCACCUCGUAACUUACAGGACUUAAAGGAUCUGCUGCUAAUGUCCUGGUGCCAGAUACCACAGCACACCUUCAGAGGUCUUGUGGAGUCCAUGCCUGUUUUGGUGGCACAAGGGGGACCUACACAGGUGGUUUUAAUGUGCCAUUAUCUCCUGGCUUUGGUUGGAUAGCUCAUUGGUCUUCAUGAUGCUGUUUGUAUAGGUAUGUUCUAUAACAAACUCUUCCAGGAAUCUGGGGUCGUCCUGGAAUAGCGGAAUUAUAUUAAGAUCAUGUGACACUUUAAUUGUAUGCAGGUGGACUCCAUUCAGCUAACUAUGUGAUGGGUAGAUAAUUAUACAAUUACAAUUUUUUUUUGCAAACUAUACUUCAGUAUUAUGGGCUAUUAUGUGUAAAAUUGUUACAUAUACAUAUUCCAGGUUGUAACGCUACAAAAUGUAUUAAAGUUCGACAGGGCUGAAUACCUAUGCAAGGCACUGUCUGUAGGUUUCCAACAGUACCUUGAGAGAAUUUUUAUAUAGCAGUUGAUUCGUUUGAUGGAUUAGUUCUUUCAUAAUGUUAGAGGGGAUUCAGGCUAUAUGGCAAAUCAGAGGCUUACCUCAGAUUUUACAGGGCAAGAUUCAGGCUCAUUUUCUGUGCAGGUUAUAGACUGAACUUGACUUUUAGUUUAGCCCCUAGCUCUGUGCACUCACCUGAGCCUUAGCUAUUAAUAUUUACAAAUACCUUGUUCCCUAUAAAUAAGCAUUGUGUAUUUUAAUGUUAUUACAUUGAAAAAAAAACCCCUAUAUAACUUGAUUUUAAGUCACAAUUUAUGUAAUCCUAAUGAGUUACACCUUUAUUCCUGAUUUUGUUUUUAGCUGUCAUUAAGUCAAUCUAAAGGGUUUAAUAUUAAAAGAUAUAUAAUCAUCCUAGUAGACUUUACUAUGAGCUUUUAAAAUGGUUGCCUUUUUGUCUUGCUAAGACAAUUCUAAUAGACUUUACUAAUGUGCAUUUACUAAUUUUAUAUGUUGAAGCCAUAGAAGAAUUACUCUGGGAUCCAGUGCUGUCUGAAUCAAGAAGCAGCUUUAAAAAGCAGUUGUGUGUGUGUGUGUGUGUGUCUGUGUGAGAGAGGGGUGGGGGGGUUAAAGACUGAUGAAAGUACAUAUUUUUAUAAUAGGGCUUGGCCUACACCAAAUAUUCCCUCUAUGAUGCUCUUGUCAUUGUGUUAACACCAUUAACUAAGCUGUUGUAAAUGAUUAUUCAGGAAAGCUUGGAAAAGGAUUCUUUUUGGGCUGCUUGAAGUGCUGUAGACGGGAAAUUUCAUACAAUGGGCAUCAUUAAUCAAGCUGGAUACGAACAGAUUUAUUCGUAAAAUGUUUGUAGGAGCAUUUACAAAAGAAAUUUGGGAUUCAUGAAAAUCCUUUAAUUUCAGAAAAACACUUGUAUCCUGAACCUGCUUCUGAGUGUGUGUAAAUUUACGCAUAAGGAGACUAACUAAUGUAAACCCCGAUUUGAUGGACUUCAAAUCAUAUAAUUUGCAUGGACUGCUGAGCAGCUUACAGAUUUCCUUGGCAGUUCAGCAGGUCAGGGCCCAAGAAUAUACAAUCGAGAACAUUUUGUGAAACCCAGUUAUAUUACUGGCAUUAAUUAAAGAAUUUAAAAAAUAAAGAAAGUGAGCUAACACAAACCUAUAAAUUAAGACUAAUAAAACAAAUCAUUAAGUUAUGACAAAAGAAAUACAGCUGUAUACAUGGAGGACGGGCCAGUCUGUCUGUGCCUCAAACAAAUGCUUCAGCUGACGGAACGAGGUAUUCCAGAAGGAUUAAAUAAGUUAAAAUAAUUUCCAUUUCUGCCUUUCCUGUGUUUCCAGCCAUCUGUGCACUUGACCUUCUAUGGAGUUUUGUGGGUGUCACUAAAUGCAGUUGAGCUGUGUUGGAAACAUGCUUUGCACUUUACAGGUGAUCAAGAAAACCAUAGAAGUACAAAGAAAAUCAGCAUUUCUGAAAUUUCUGUAAAUCCAGUGGAAAAUUUAAGUUUGGCGUGUACAAACAUUUACACACAACUUUACUAAAAGAUUAAUAAAUGAGGCCCAAUGUUAACAUUUCUUCUACUACAUGGAUCAGCUCAGAAAGAUCCUUAAAGUUCUAGCUGAGGAAAAUCUUUGUUUUCAGCUCAUUUUAUUUUGCUCAUUAUUUAUCUAGCAGCCCAUUUUGAUCUCAGUUUUGUUUAAAACAGUCCUUAUUUCUUGAUUAAAAAAAAAAAAUUUACAUGUAAUUACAUUUAAUACUCCCAAACCACCCUGUUUGAGGACUUAAUGGAGUAUUUGUAUAACCUUCAAUCCUCAAUUUGUUGGCAAUUGUAAAUAAAAAUCAUUAGUCACA